AUGUCUAAACGACCCCGAAGUCGCUCGAGAUCUUCAUCUCUCGAUCAUGACACAAUAUCAGUAUCAUCAAUUGCAGUGAAUACUACGACUCCUCCUCCUGAGCGCAACAAGCUCAUCGACAGUGGUACCAACAUUCUCCCCGAAGUGAUGCAUUGCUCCUUACCGCCUCACCGCGAGACGCUCUCGUUCACGUCCUACGAAGAUUACGAAGUCCAUUAUCUUCAGUCUCAUGUCAACCGCUGUUCAGAAUGCAGCAAGAACUUCCCCACUGGUCAUUUGCUCAACUUACACAUCGAGGAGAACCAUGACCCGCUAGCUGCUGCGCGGCGAGCCCGGGGGGAUAAGACUUACGGAUGUUUCAUCGAAGACUGCGAGCGGAAAUGCUCAACCCCACAGAAACGACGACUACAUCUUAUCGACAAGCACAUGUUUCCCCGGAGCUACAACUUUUACAUUGUCAAUGAUGGUAUCGAUGCACAAACAUCUAUGCUGCGACCCAUGAACAGUCACAGACGACGUAUCUCAACGUCAUCUGCUCUGGAGGGCAGGUUGCGGCGCCGAAGCUCUGCGUCUCAAUCGAACCCACCGGCAACACCAGUCCCCGAGAGGAAAUCACCAAAUGACAUGGACAUUGAUGAGCUGGAAAAAUCUAUGUCUGCUUUGAAGUUCGUCCCUACAAGCGUCACUAGAAAUCGCAACAAGGUGCCUGGUAAAUAG
Messenger RNA from Penicillium crustosum, 717 nucleotides. RefSeq lists its product as uncharacterized. The transcript has 3 exons. The record is from RefSeq and is a predicted model, not a curated record. Bases 1 to 717 code for a protein of 238 amino acids. Lineage: Eukaryota; Fungi; Ascomycota; Eurotiomycetes; Eurotiales; Aspergillaceae.